Caenorhabditis elegans is the source of this 3747-nucleotide messenger RNA. It is a transcript of the gene glh-4, whose product is annotated as ATP-dependent RNA helicase glh-4. NCBI's taxonomy places the organism in Eukaryota, Metazoa, Nematoda, Chromadorea, Rhabditida, Rhabditidae. The record is from RefSeq and is marked reviewed. Gene Ontology annotation, molecular function: JUN kinase binding; RNA helicase activity; ATP binding. The coding region runs from base 35 to 3505 and encodes 1156 amino acids. Gene Ontology annotation, cellular component: P granule. The transcript is spliced from 9 exons.
GUAUAAUCAAACACGACUCUGUAUCGUAUCAACGAUGAGUUUUUCCGAUGACGGAUGGGGCGCGGAGGCCGAAGUGAAAGUCGCGGAAGAUGUUCCGGAAAAGAACGUUCCGCCGCCAGUGGAACCACCAAGAGCUCCCCAAAGUACUGCUAUCAAGACGGAGCCGGAAAGAAACUCCGAUGAGCCAUCAGCUGGAUUUGGAAUUGAUCCGAUUACCACUAGCAAGACUUUCGGAAGUCAAACAACACCAAAAACUGAAUUCGGUGGAGCACCAUCGUUGUCUGGGUUCGGUGGAAACGCUGCUGCUGCUGCUGCAAACAAGACUUCGUUCGACCAGCAAGGUAACGGAUUUGGUGGAGCAGCGAAACAUGGAUUCGGUGGAGUCGGAGGAGCGCCGUCUUCAUUUGGUGCUAACGUUAUUCCUGUCAACAAGCCAUCUCUCGGGCAUAAAACAACUGGAUUUGGCGGAGAACCGAAACAUGUGUCUGGUGGAGCGUUCUCGUCUGCAAAUAAUUUUGAUCAACAAGAUAAAGGAUUCGGCGGGGCAGCAAGUUCAGGAUUCGGAAACGGAUCUAUGCUGACAAACCAGAAAGUUGGAUUAGAGAAUCAAACCACUGGAGUCGGUGCAAGUGAAGUUCCUACGAGCAAGCCGUCUUCUUUCGGACAACAACCAGCAGUGGUUUCAGGAUUUGGAGGUGCUGCAAAAAUGGGAUUCGGUGGAUCAUCCUCGUCUGGAUUCGGUGGUCAGAAAGCGGGCGCCACGGAGAGCUCUGGAUUUCCAACCAAAGAAACAUCUACAUCCCAGCCAGGAUUCGGAGGAGAUUCCAGUACAGGAUUCGGAAGUGGUUUAAAAGCUGGAUUCGGUGGUCAUGGAGCAGGCGCUGCGGAGAACUCUGGAUUACCAACGGAAACAACCGGUUUCGGAGGAAAACUCCCCUCGGCUGGAUUUGGAGCUUCUUCAUCAAAUGAAUCUGCUUUUGGCCAACAAUCUAAGGGUUUUGGUGGAGCAACGAAAAACGGAUUCGGAGGAGAUUCCAGUUCAUCGUUUGGAAGUGGUUCUAAAGCUGGAUUCGGUGGAACAUCCUCGUCUGGAAUCGGUGGUCAAAAACCGGGCGCCACGGAGAGCUCUGGAUUUCCAACCAAAGAAACAUCUACAUCUGGAGGAACUUUUGGCUCUGGUUUCGGAGGAAAGCCGACCUCGACUGGAUUUGGUGCUCCAUCAACAACAGAUUCUUCUUCCGGUCAACAAACUGCAGGAUUUGGUGGCGCAUCGAAGCCAGGAUUCGGUGGAGAUUCCAGUACAGGAUUCGGAAGCGGUUUAAAAGCUGGAUUCGGUGGUCAUAGAGCAAGCACUGCAGAGAACUCGGGAUUACCAACGGAAACAACCGGUUUCGGAGGAAAACUCCCCCCGGCUGGAUUUGGAGCUUCUUCAUCAAAUGAAUCUGCUUUUGGCCAACAAUCUAAGGGAUUUGGUGGAGCAACGAAAAACGGAUUCGGAGGAGAUUCGAGUAACAGUUUUGGAAAGCGAGACUCUGGCUUUGGCGGUCCACAAGAUCAAGGAUUUGGCGACACUGAUGCACCUUCAAAAUCCGGCCUUGGAAGCUUCAAUACAGGAGGUGGAGCUGUCAAAUCAGCUUUCGGAGCCGCUGGCUUUGGUUCCAGUUCAAACUUCGGCAAUGGAAACACGUUUGGGGAGCCCAGCGACAAUCAGCGUGGCAAUUGGGAUGGCGGAGAGCGACCAAGAGGAUGCCAUAAUUGCGGCGAAGAAGGUCAUAUUUCGAAAGAAUGUGAUAAGCCAAAAGUCCCACGUUUUCCUUGCCGAAAUUGUGAGCAACUUGGUCACUUUGCUUCCGACUGUGAUCAGCCUAGAGUUCCUCGUGGUCCCUGCCGCAACUGUGGAAUAGAAGGUCAUUUUGCUGUCGAUUGUGAUCAACCAAAAGUGCCUCGAGGCCCCUGCCGCAACUGUGGACAAGAAGGCCAUUUCGCAAAAGAUUGUCAGAACGAGAGAGUGCGCAUGGAGCCAACAGAGCCAUGUCGUCGUUGCGCUGAAGAAGGCCAUUGGGGUUACGAGUGUCCGACCAGACCAAAAGAUUUGCAAGGAAACUUCCUCGAAUCGUAUGAUUUUGUCUUCACGCCAGACGAUAAAAUGUUUGAAGAUGCAGUCAAUAACGAUGAUAAAAUCGACUUCGAUCAGAAGGUUGUGGCAUCCACUGGAAAGGUUGAAAUUCCUGACAUGGCAUCAUUCGAUGGUUUCAAAAUUCUCCCACAAGACCUCCAUGAUAACUUGAAGCGCAUGAAGAUGAACAGACCAACACCGAUUCAAAGAGCGUCGUUCUUCCCGAUCAUGCAUGGCAACGAUGUUGUUGCAUGUGCACACACUGGAAGUGGAAAAACACUUGCUUUCUUGAUACCAUUCGUCAUCAAGCUGAUGGAAGAAUUUGAGAAAGAUCGAGACGUCACUGAUGAGAAACCUUCUCCAAGACUUCUCAUUGUUGCUCCCACUCGUGAAUUGGUCAACCAAACGUUCACUACUGCUCGCCAGCUGACAUAUGAAACGGGAUUGAAGUGUGGAUUGGCCUUCGGAGGCUACUCUCGCAAUGCCAACGUGCAACAUCUGCGUAGUUUCAGUCAGCUCAACAUUUUGGUUGCCACUAUGGGAAGACUGCAGGAUUUCGUGAAUGCCGGAGAAGUAUCUCUUUCAAAAAUGAAAUACAUCGUACUGGAUGAAGCUGAUCGUAUGGUCGACAGCAACGACUUUGGAGAGGAAGUGAGCAAGAUUAUCGGAUCGCCGGGGGAGCGUACUCAGCAAACUGUGCUGUUUAGUGCAUCCUUCUCUGAAGAUCUUCAAUCCGACGACCUGCCAAAGUUCGUCAAAGAGGGUUACACUAUGCUGCAAGUCGACAAGUUCGGAACAGCUAAUGAAAAGAUCGACCAGAAGAUUCUUCCUGUGCCUCGAACCGAGAAACGAGACGCGAUUUACAAGCUUCUCGGAAUUGAUGAAAACACUGUGACUCUCUUGCCGGACGCACCCAUCGAGAAACAAAAGACGCUGAUCUUCGUGAACUCGGUGAAGUUCUGUGACACUCUUGCGGCUCUCAUCUCGAGCGCUGGCGUUAGCACUAUUUCGAUGCAUAGCUACCAAAAUCAAGAACAGCGUGAUCGUACAUUGGAUGAUUUCCGUCGUGGUAAAUACCAGUGUAUGGUAGCUUCAAAUGUGUGUGCUCGUGGAUUGAAUAUUGCCGGGCUCGAUCAUGUCGUCAACUACGAUAUGCCGGAUAAAAAUGGCUUUGAUGAGUAUGUCAACCGUAUCGGACGUACUGGAAGAGCUGGAUUCACCGGAACGUCGACUGCAUUCGUUGACGUGGAGAACGACACGGACAUUAUUCCAUGCCUCGUCAGUAUCUUGAACGAAGCCAAGAAAGAGGUUCCAGAGUGGCUCACCGAAGGAGCUGGACAUCAGGAAGAAGGUGGCGACGAUUGGAAUGAGCAGGAACAGGAGUGGUGAAGCACCUAUCACAGUUUUAUAAUUUAAUGUUUAAAUGUAUUUCGUUGCUCUAUGACGAUUUUUAUUCCUGGUAUUUGUUUUGUUAGGCCCCUGCGAUUCAUUCGCCAAUUUUUAUAAGCCUGAAGUUACAGUGAAUAAGUUUAUGUUAAUUUCAAUGUUUUAGUUAUAGUUUUAUCAUUUUUCUCCCGUUCUUUCAGUAAAUAUAUCUGAACUUUUUUUAUUGUAAUGAACUAUUGACUUUA